CUGCUUCAGUCCUGCUGCAGAUGCUGGGGCUACAAACCCCAUAAUCGCUGACUAUUGUGCACUGUCUGUGGCUGCGGAUGAUGGGAGUUGUAGUACCAAGACCAUCUGGAAGGCAAAAGUGCUGCAGCUCAGCUCUUGCGGAAGUCACCAAGCGGCUAGUCCGCAGUGUUUUCUGGUGUGGGAGCCCUCGAAGGGUUAAAGUGAAGGCAUGGAAGCGGGAAGUCAUUGCCUGCCCCCGCCUCUUUUUCUGCAAAGGGGCCUGGGAUGCGUGUGGGCUCCAGGCUCCUCCUCCUCUUCUUCUUCCUGGGGUCUGGUGGAAAGAACAAGGAGAUCUUUGGGCCUUGUUGGAGAUUGCCUUAGAGCACAGAUCAAAGAUGGGAGAGGAGGACUCUGCUGGCCCCAAAGCAGAAGAAGGCCCUGAUGAUGCCAUCCAGGCUGGGAACAGUGAGGACUUCUACACAUCUCCACAGAAGGUCCUGGGCAAAGACACCAGCAGUUCAGAUGUGCAGCGCCAGCACUUCAGGCAGUCCCGCUACCAAGGAGCUGAGGGCCCCCGAGAGCUUUGCAGCCGACUCCACAGCCUUUGCCGUGGAUGGCUGAAGCCAAAGCAACACACCAAGAAUCAGAUCCUGGACUUGGUUGUCCUGGAGCAGUUCUUGGCCAUCCUGCCCCAGGAGAUGGAGAGCUGGGUCAGGGAAUGCGGAGCAGAGACCAGUUCCCAGGCGGUGGCCCUAGCCGAAGGUUUCCUUCUGAGCCAGGCAGAGGAGAAGAAGCAGGGAGAGCAACAGAUACAAGGAUUGUUGUUUGAAAUGGUCCCUGAUUUUGCGGAGGCACAGAAGGCUCCAUCAGACACCCGGCAGAGGCCACUUCCCAGGGGGAUCUUGCAGGAGGGCGACAGAGGUGCCACCUUACUGGGUGGUGAAAUGACACUGCCAGUGCAUCCUCAGCCACCUCUUCUGUCUGUUGGAGGUGACGAAUCUUCAAUAGGACUAGAACAGGGUCUGAUGACUUUUGAAGAGGUGGCCGUUGGUUUCACGGAGGAGGAGUGGGCUGUGCUGGAUCCAGACCAAAGAGCCCUGCACAGGGAAGUCAUGGAAGAGAAUUUUAGGAAUCUGGAUUCUCUGAUAGUUGACACGUGGGAGAGUGAGUUUGAGGGAAAGCCCCAUGGAGGAUUCUUGGGAGAUGCCAGAGGGAAAGAAAAGGAGAAAAGGACUAUCAAAAUCCAACAAAUAAUGGAGAAAGAAAGAGGAAGCCUGUAUUCUGUAAGUAGGAAAAGAAUAAGUUGGGAACCAUGUUUUCAACUUCAGUGGGAAAUGCAGACUGGGGAGAAACCAGAUAAACAUUUGGAAUGCGGAAGAAGCUUCUGCCGAAGUUCACACCUUCCUUUGCUUCAAAAAAUGCACACUGAGGAGAAACCAUAUAAAUACGUGGUGUGUGGAAAGAGCAUCAGUUUAUAUGGAGCUAUUACUAUACAUCACAGAACCCAUAUUGGAGAGAAAUUAUGUGAGAAACCAUAUAAAUGCUUGGAAUGUGGACAGAGUUUCAGUUACAGUGGAAACCUUAUUGUACAUCAAAGGACCCACACUGGUGAAAAACCAUAUACAUGUUUGGAGUGUGGAAAGAGCUUCAGUCAAAGUGGAAACCUUAUUAUACAUCAAAGGACCCACACUGGUGAGAAACCACAUAAAUGCUUGGUAUGUGGAAAGAGCUUCACCCGAAAAGCACAGCUUACUAAACAUCACAGAAUCCACACUGGUGAGAAACCAUAUACAUGCUUGGAGUGUGGAAAGAGCUUCAUCCGAAGUGCACAUCUUACUAAACAUCACAGAAUCCACACUGGUGAGAAACCAAGUGAGAAACUAUAUACAUGCUUGGAGUGUGGAAAGAGCUUCACCCGAAUUGCACAUCUUACUUUGCAUCAAAGAACCCACACUGGUGAGAAACCAUUUAAAUGCUUGGAGUGUGGAAAGUGCUUCAUCAUGAAUAGUGAUCUUGCUAGACACCAUAGAACCCACACUGGAGAGAAACCAUAUAAAUGCUUGGAGUGUGGAAAGACCUUCCGUACCAGUGGACAUCUUACUAGGCAUCAAAGGACACACACUGGAGAAAAACCGUAUAAAUGCUUGGAAUGUGGAAAGAGCUUCACACGGAGUUCACACGUAACUUUGCAUCAAAGAAAAAUAAUCCACACUGGGGAGAAACCAUUAAAAUGCUUGGAGUGUGGAAAAAGCUUCAGUGUGAAUUCUAACCUCAUUAUACAUCAUAGAACCCACAGUGGGGAGAAGCCAUAUAAAUGCUUGGAGUGUGGAAAGAGCUUCAGCCAGCGUGGAACACUUACUGUACAUCAAAGAACCCACACUGGGGAGAAACCAUAUAAAUGCAUGGAGUGUGACAAGAGCUUCAGUGUGAGUUCACAGCUCAUUAUACAUCAAAGAACCCACACUGGAGAGAAGCCUUUUGAAUGCUUGGAAUGUGGAAAGAGCUUCAGCAAGCAUGGAACACUUACUGUACAUCAAAGAAUCCACAGUGGGGAGAAACCAUAUAAAUGCAUGGAAUGUGGGAAAUGCUUCAGCCAAAAAGCAAUCCUUACUGUACACCAAAGAGCUUACGCUGGUGAGAAACCAUAUAAAUGCUUGGAGUGUAGAAAGAGCUUUAGGGAUAAGGGAUCUCUUACUACACAUCAAAGAACACACACCGGGGAGAAACCGUAUAAAUGCUUGGAGUGUGGAAAGAGCUUCAGCGAUAAGCGAUAUCUUACUAAACAUCAAAGGAUUCACACUGGGGAGAGACCAUAUAAAUGCUUGGAGUGUGGAAAGUGCUUCAGGGUUAAGGGAAGUCUUACUAAACAUCAAAGAACCCACACAAGAGAGAAGCCAUAUAAAUGUUUGGAGUGUGGAAAGCGCUUCAGGGACAAGGGAAAUGCUACUGAACAUCAAAGAACACACACUGGGGAGAAGCCGUAUAAAUGCUUGGAGUGCGGAAAGAACUUCCGUUCAAGCUCACACCUCACUUCACAUCAAAGGAUUCAUACUGGGGAGAGACCAUAUAAAUGCCUGGAGUGUGGAAAGAGCUUCAGAGUCAAGGGAAGUCUCACUAAACAUCAAAGAAUACACACAGGAGUGAAGCCUGAAGUGUGGAAAGAGUGCUUGGAGUGUGGAAAGGGCUUCUGUUGGAGCUCACACCAGUGUUCCCUCUAAGGCGUGCACAUGCUCACAAGUUUUUUUGAUGUCCACUCAGUUUAUUUUAGGUCUCACUCAGGUUGAAUCGGGAAGGCCCCACUCUGAAUGUACAUGUGCACAAUCUGCCUUGAUAAUGCUGCUCGGAACAAAAUUCAUUCCACACAGAGAUGAAAAAAUUAGAGGGGCCACUGGCUCACACCUCACUUCACAUCAAAGGAUUUACACUAGAGAAAAACCCUGUAAUGGUUUAUAGUGCGGAAAGAGCUUCUGCCUCAGGUAGUCACUUAUCUCACCUCAAUCCACUCUGAUGACUGAUGUAAAUGAAUUGCAGGAAAAGAGCUACAUUUUUCUGCUGUGGCAAAAACAGUAAGGAGAGAGUUUCAAGAACAUUGCAAGCCUCACUUCAUAGUCAAGUUUUUAAUUAUAUGGGGAGCAACCGUAUCUAUCCUUGGAGUGCGGAUAGAGCUUUGGUCAGGGGCACUCGCUUACUCCUCAGUAGAGAACUCUUUCCAGUGAUGAAGAUUGUAACGGAAUUCACUUUAGAAAUGAGCUACUUUAAUCUGUUCACACUUUAAACAUUUAAUUUUAAAAAAUGUAUACACCUUU
Hemicordylus capensis (graceful crag lizard) is the source of this 3785-nucleotide messenger RNA. Its product is annotated as zinc finger protein 420-like. The record is from RefSeq and is a predicted model, not a curated record. Gene Ontology annotation, biological process: regulation of transcription by RNA polymerase II. Lineage: Eukaryota; Metazoa; Chordata; Lepidosauria; Squamata; Cordylidae. The coding region runs from base 78 to 3197 and encodes 1039 amino acids. The transcript has 7 exons. Gene Ontology annotation, cellular component: nucleus. Gene Ontology annotation, molecular function: DNA-binding transcription activator activity, RNA polymerase II-specific; RNA polymerase II cis-regulatory region sequence-specific DNA binding.